Molecule: messenger RNA, 14191 nt
Organism: Mobula hypostoma (lesser devil ray)
Lineage: Eukaryota; Metazoa; Chordata; Chondrichthyes; Myliobatiformes; Myliobatidae
Gene: apoba
Product: apolipoprotein Ba
Exons: 29
Coding region: 58-13866 (4602 amino acids)
Biological process (GO): cholesterol transport; triglyceride mobilization; lipoprotein transport
Cellular component (GO): very-low-density lipoprotein particle; mature chylomicron; low-density lipoprotein particle
Molecular function (GO): cholesterol transfer activity; low-density lipoprotein particle receptor binding
Source: RefSeq, a predicted model, not a curated record
AGCAUUCUGCUUAGUCACUUCGAAAGAAGAUCAUCGAAGGGACAUCGGCAGCUCAGCAUGGGCUGCGCCGCCAAACUCGGUCUGCUACUGCUCCUCGGUAGCUGGGCUUCUGUGGAAUCUGAACUCGACGACAUAAAGAACACGAUAUGUUUCAAACAGUCCACACGCUUCAAAAAUCUUAAGAAAUUCACCUACCAGUAUGAAGCUGAGACCUCCAAUGAAAUAUUCGAGAAGCCCAACUCAAUCUCUGGUGUCCAGAUAGCCUGUAAAGUGGAACUUGAAGUACCUCAGUACUGUGCAUACAGUAUGCGGGUAAGUUCAUGCAGCUUAAAGGAAGUGGAAAGUAUCAGCAGUGAUGGCAAGCCAAUCUUUGGUCUUUCUAGUAAUAACGAAGAGUUCCAGCAGGCUAUGUCCAGAUAUGAACUGAAAUUCACCACGUCACAUGGACACAUGGGUGUCACUCUGUAUCCAAACAAAAAUGAACCAACCAACAUCCUCAACAUCAAGAGAGGUAUCAUUUCUGUUCUUCUGGUGCCGGUGGAAUCAGGUGAAGAUGAACAAUUCGUUGACACGGCAACCGUGUAUGGUAACUGCUCAAGCAGGAUCACAGUGAACAGCAGAACAGGCAGUCUUGCUACUCAAAUGACAAUUGGAAGAGACCUUGCUCAGUGUAAUAAAUUCACACCUAUCAGAGACCACACUAGUCCUAUAGCCAUGGUUACUGGACUGCCAUUCGAUACAUCAGCACUUCUGACUAGCAAUCAAUAUUGUAGCUACUCGUUGGGUGUGAAGAAACAUGUAACAGAAGCCAUUUGCAAUGAAGAGCACAUUUUUGUGCCUAAUCAUUACAAUGAUGUACUUGGAUCUCUGUCACGUGUAAAACAAAUUCUUAAACUGGAAGCAGUAACUACAACAAACAGCCAAUACUUUGCUGGUGAUGAAUCAACCAUCAAGAAAGAAUUGACUAUGGAACAUGUUGAGGAUAGAGUACAGAGUGCAGAUUCUGUACUGUUAGUGUUACAGAAACUGGCCAGGAUCUCAGAGGAUGAUCAACGUCAACAAAGGGCUAAUUUAUUCCAAACGUUGGUGGCUGAACUAAGGAAGGUAGAUGGCAAAACUCUUGAAACAGCUCUGCCUGACCUACUUCAAAUGGAAAAACCCAGAACCCUCACUUUUCAAGCACUUCUCCAGUGUGGUACCCCAGAGUGUUUUGGAGCAAUAAUACAAAUGCUUCAAAGCAAAAAUGUCCCCGAAUUGCUGGCAGAUGCAGUUACGUACUCUGUGGGACUCAUGGCUUCACCAUCUGAAGAUAGAAUUCGGUCCAUCCUUAAUAUGGCAAAAGUUCGGCAAACACGGGGUAUGUUUUAUGCCCUGAGUCACACAGUGAGGAGGUUUUACAAUGAAAGGAAGCAAAAUGUGCCAGAGGUAAAGGAAGUUGCGGAUUACUUAAUGUCCAUAAUCGGAAGUGAGUGCUCUGGCAAUGAAAACACAGUCUACCUUACUCUAAAGGCACUGGGAAACAUGGGACAAGCAAUGGAGAGUGCAGCUCCUGAAAUUAGAACAGCGCUGUUAAGAUGUAUUAAAAGCGGUACAGCUUCCCCCUCCGUUCAGCAAGCUGCUGUUCAAGCUUUCAGACAAAUGACCUUAACUGAUGAGAUUCGCACUGAACUUCUCGAGGUAUAUACAGAUAACACUUCACCUGUCCUGAAAAGACUGGGGGCCUACCUUCUUAUCAUGAAGAAACCAACAUAUAGACAACUAAGAAAAAUAAUUAAAAGUCUCUCAAAGAUUGAAAAUGAACAAGUAAAAAGCUUUGUUUCCACUCAUCUUAGUAACAUUCUGAUAUCUAAGGAUCCCACAUUACAAGAGCUAAAAAACAAAUUGGCAGAUGCAUUAAAAGAGACAAUACUUCCAGCACCCAAGGAUUUCAGAAGAUAUUCUAGAAACUAUCAAAUAUAUAAGAAAAUUAACUUUUUAAGAACACCUAAUAUUCUGGAAGGAGGAUUGCAAAGUAAUGUAAUUUUUGACCCAAACACUUACGUGCCAAGAGCCAUAAUGUUAGAGACCACUUUGAAUGUUUUUGGCCGGUCUGUGGACCUGUUUGAGAUCGGCUUGGAAGGCAAUGGACUUGAACCAUCUCUCAGCGCAAUAUUUGGACCUGAAGGAUUUUUUCCAGACAGUGCAAUGAAGGCACUAUACUGGGUGGAUGGUAAAGUUCCAGAGGGAGUAUCAGAAGUGCUAUUCAAAUGGUUUGGAGUCAAUAGAGAUGAUGAACAUUCAAAGAAUAAUCUGAUGAAGGAACUCAAGCUGAAUUUUCAGAAUAUGUGGAAGAAAAUUGAACAACAAACACCAGAAGUAGAGGCUUUCUUGAGAGUCUAUGGAAAUGAACUAGGAUAUGUUAAAGGCAGUGAUUUCAAGUUGCUUGAGGAAAUGAUGUCAAAAGGUUUCCAACUACUCCAAAGCCUUCCAGCACAGGUCAAGUCAAUUCUCCUGAAUGGAUUAGGUGGCAACCUGUUUGCUCACUACAUCUUUUUGGACAGCCAGUUUAACUUUCCCACCGGAGCUGGUCUCCCUCUUAAGCUGUCUAUUUCUGGUACAACUACACCUGGUGUUAAAGCAGGGCUGAAAUUUGAAAAAAACAAGAUCAGUGGUUUGUUUAAGCCUGAAAUUGCAACAGAGGUCAUGAUCAACCUGGGUAUUAAUGCACCAAAGUUUUCUAGAAAUGGAAUACAGCUGAAUUGCAAUCUGUAUUUUGAAUCUGGCAUUGAAGCUCAGGUCAGCAUGACUUCUAAUCAGAUAAAACUCAACAUUCCAGCACCCAAAAAACCAGUCCAGUUCUUCAGUUAUGGCUAUAAAGUGUCUCUAAUACAGAGUACAAAAAUUGAGGAGGUCCCAUCCAACAUGGAGAACGAACUGAAACAAUGCACAUCUUGGAUGGCAGGAGAAAACAUAUGUAUAACAUCAAGCUCAAUGGACAGUACACCAAGUUAUCCACUAACUCAAGAAAGAAGAUCUGUGAUUACAAUCGAACCUACAGGCGCAGUUACAGCCUACUCUGCAUCACUAACAUAUGGGUCGAAGAAAAUUGAAGAGGAUUUGGAACAGUCUCUUAAGUUUGCAGUCGAGGUCGAAGGCAGUGAAGCUACUGAGUUAGCUGCUGAAAUUAAGUACAACCCCAACAAGCACAGUCUUACAGCAGAUGUUCAGAUUCCCAAAUUCGAUGUUGGAUUUGGCAUGAAACUUGGAGCUGAAGACAAAUCCGUACAGGACAGGACUGCAUACUUUGCUAGAUUUGAUGUCAGAAACAAAAAUAUACCCGAAGUGACCUUCAAGGGCCGAGCAAGCUAUGAAAGUGAGCAGAAAAAUCUCUUGCUGCAAAGUGUUUUCACCAUUCCUCAGCACAAUGUUAGGACAAGCGUUGAAACUCAGAUUCGGCGUUUACCUGAUGGACUGUUUACUGAAUUCAGCUUGGAAGCUUCUGCCCCUCUGUUUGCUGCUUCAUAUCAGACCAAUUUCAAAUACGAUUCUAAGAAGGUCCAAGUGGCAUGGAACUCAGAAGCAAUGUCUGACCUUCAAACGCUUAAUGAGAAAAUUACAAACAUGAAAGCAUUUGAUACAUACCAACAAACCCUAAAUGAGCACCUUAACACCUUCCUAAAUAAAAAGGUUGCACAAACUGAUAUGACGCUGAGACACAUUAUUGACAGAUCAAUUGAGGCAAGCAAAAUGUGGUUACAACAGGCUAAUGGUAAAGUUCCAUUUGCUCCCACCAUUCAAAACCAUUUGCAAACUCUGGGGAACUUGGAUUUGAAGCAAAUGAAAUUAUCUUUCACUCUUCCAGAAAAACUCUUUUUAAAGAAUCAAGGCUCCAUCGCAGGUACAUUUGGGGAUAAUAAAGUUGACAUUCACGUUCCAAUUCCUUUUGGUGGGAAAGUGUUUGAAGAAGUUACACUUUUUCCAAGAACAGUGAGAUUACAUCCGGUGGCUAAAAAAGUGCUCGGAAUUACUUCACCAUCGAAUGAUUACACGAUACCAUCAGUUUUUAUUCCUCUUUUUGGAGAAGUAACUUCUAUUCCUUCUUUUACAAUUCCCAAAAUAUACAAGCUCCAGAUUCCUUCAAUGGACAAGCUGGAAUUCUCUUCCAAGCUGAAUAAUAAUUAUUAUAACUGGACCUCCAACUUUAAAUGUGAACGUAGUAGAAAGCAAGGUGGAAGACCAUUUUCAGUUGACCUAGAUAUCAAAGCAGACUCAGUUCUGGAUUUUUUGUCAUACCAACUGAAAGGUUCAGCACUCUCAAGCCAAGCUGGAGAACAUCUAUCUACAGAUAUCACUGGAUCAUUUAAACAUUCCUUACUUACAUCUUCAGUAAAGCUAUUAACAAAGAACCAUGGUUCAAAUGAUAAAUCUGAGGUAGAAUUUGAAUGGCAUGCACUUAGUAUAGGAGCAGCAAAGACCUCCUUGAUUUCAUCAUAUCAAUUUGGGUUUGGACAUGAUUCAAAUUUCGAAAUACAAGGGCGUGCAAAAGGAAUGGUAGAGGUAUCUUCAUUUUAUUCUGCUUGGAACUAUACCAUGUCUGAAACAUUUAAAUCCUAUAAGGAAGGCAGUGGAAGUUCAAUUUUAAAUUUCAAUUCUGCAUUGCUCCAAAUUACCAACAGAAUGAACAAUGAAUUCAGCCGUGAUAGUUUAACAUUUUCCUCAAACACUGAGAGCUCAUUAUUAAAUCUAAAAAAUAUCAUCAAACUAAGGAUGACAAAUAGGAGAUACGAAGUGAAAUGUGACACUUCAGGCCAGUCUCAUAACGGUGACUUCAUCAGCAACGUUAAAUGGACUAACACUAAUAAAGGACUGAAGAUAGAGAACAAGCUACGUGGUCACAUGUUUGAUGCUGCCAUAGAAACUGCAGAUCAUCUCAGCUACAAUGAAGGACAACUGAGUUUGUUAUUGAACUCAACAGGAAAGUAUAAAAAAAUGCAAACAACCAACGGAUUGAGUUAUUGGAACUACCUUUUCCACAAUGUAUUUGCUGUUGUAUUAAAUGAUAAUGGUCUGCAGUUAGAGUCCACUGCACAUUUCCCUUUUGUAAGUAACCAGGGUACUCUGAGCAUUGGGAAUGGUGGUCUGAAAGCUGAAGUGAACUCAAGUUUUAACAUAGAUCCUGUUGAUCUGAAAUCUAGAUUCAAAGUUAAUGUUCAACAAUCAAAAGCCACCAUGGUAUUUGCCAUCCUAGAUGAUUAUACUAGUUAUGUUAAUUUGAAUUUUAAUGGAUUAAUAGAUAGCAAUGGAGUGCAAAUGUCCAGUUCUUCUUCAGGUAGUAUUUUGGACACUAAAGCAAGCAAUAACUUCAUUCUUGGUCUUAAUAAAGCACAAGGGCUGGACCUUCUCACAACUACGGAGAUGGCAUAUAAAAAAAUUGUAUUUAACCGGACAGAUCACUUUACUAUUAAUUCAAGAGCAAUCAAUGCAGAAAUGCAGACCAAUGGGCACCUUAAUUCAGAAAGAAUCUACCACCAAAAUUUACAAAUGCUAUUGCAAGAUUUCAAAUUUUCCUGUGAUUAUGAUAACGGUUUCAAAUACCAACAACUCGAUCUUACCCAUACUGGACAAUUUCUGCUUGAACCAUUCAAGAUUAAUUUGAAGGGUGAAUUCAUGGGAAAGCAGAAUGCCCAUCAGGUGAAACAUUCUUAUGACUUGCAGUGUGCAGAAUGGAAAGUUUUAUUAAGUGCAAACACAACUGGAAAAGUGCAGUCAAAUAAAAUUAAUCACAAGUUAAACUUGGAAAUUGUUGGACUUUCUGCAUAUUUCUCCAGCGAUGCAUCUUGCAAAUCAAAACAAUUGCAAUUAGUGAAUCGGGUUCGUACAGCAGCUCUUCCAUUUAUCUUCACCUUUGAUGCUGAUACUGUUGCCGAUGGAAAUGUUGAUUACUUGGCCAAGCACAAUGGAAAGCUUAUCAAUAAACUCCAAAUGAAGGCAGAACCAUUUGCUCUUGCACUUCAUCAUAGCUAUGAAGGAACUUCUGAACAUAGUAAUAACAAUGAGAAAUUGUUACAGACACUUCUGAAAAACACCUUAGAUGUUAUGUUGAACCCAAGUGAGCAAUCCAGUACAUGGAAACUGGAAGGUCAGUUAAACAAAAAUGGCUACAUGCAAACUAUCUAUGCCUACAAUAAUCCAGCCAGAAUUGGCAUGAACAUUGAAGGUGAAGCAAAGGUUGAUUUUGUCAAAAAACUCUCCUUUAAGGGAAAGGACACUGUUGAUCCAGAUGAACCAUCGAAGAUAAAAAUUUUAGGUAAUCUGCAAUAUGAUAAAAAUACAAACGUUCAUGUUGUUGACAUACCUUUCUUGGAAGACUUGCCCAGGUACUUCAACUACUUAAAAUAUGGAAUUUUAAAUGCUUCAGAGUCCUUAAAAGACUUUUUGAUGAACAUGAAGGUUUAUGCCCAGAAAUACAAGAUUAUAUUGCGCCAAAUAAAUGAUUACAUCAAAGAAGUGGAUUUAGACUCGAAGAUGAAUGAAAUAAGGGAUAAAGUGUUAAAGUUUGUAACAGAUUAUGAGAACUCAGCAGAACAAUUCAACCUUGCUUUGAUCGAGAUAUCCAAUAAGAUGCUGACCAAUGUGCAGAUUUUUCUUAACUAUCUGAAACAGUAUGAUACAUCUGAAUUGAAGAAUGCCAUUACAGAGUUCACUAAGAUGAUUAUAAAUCAGUUGGUAAGAACUGUUGAACGAUAUGAAAUAACCCAAAAAGUUCUGAAGAUUGUCAUUCAAAUGCAGGCAUUUCUUGAACAACUUGCUCAGCAAGAAACUCACCUGGCUCAGUGGAUUCAGGAUCAGUGUACAGCAUUACAAACUAAACUGAAGGAAGUACAGGCACAACUCCAAAACAUCAAUUUGCAGGAACUGGCCGACAGACUAAAUCAACAAAUUUCAACAAUUAACUUCAGUGAGCUAAUUGAAAAACUGAAACAAGCACUAAAUGCAUUUGGUGAAAAGGUAAAUGAUUGGAUUAGAGGCACAUACCAGAUUUUUCAGUUUUGUGCUGAGGCCGUGGGUAUAGAUGAUACUAUUAAAUACAUCAAUACCAAGAUACAGGAGAUUAUUACAGUAUUUGAACUUGAUAAAUUGAUUCAGAAACUUCUUGACGAAACUGUGCUAUUCAUCAACCAACACAAGGUGAAGGAAGUAAUACAAGGAGUCAUAGCUACUCUUAAAAGAAUUGAUGUGAAGGCAUACAUUGAGAGAGCAGUUCAGUAUAUUAGAGAACUAUCUGAACAGAUAGGAUUAUAUGACUUCCAGAAAAUGAUUGACAAAUUUAAUGAGGUUCUUAGCAAAGUUAUUACAGAUUUAAAAGAAUUUGAUUAUAAUGCUUUUGUUGAUCGAACAAACAACUGGAUCCAAGAAACAAGCAAAGUUGUCAAAGAUAAUAUAAGCGAGUUAGAACUAGAAGAGAAAGUUAAGUCCAUGAUGAAAUACAUUCUAACAAUUCGCUAUUUAAUUGACGACUACCUGACACAGAGAAAUCUCAAUGAAUUGGUUGAUGUGCUGGUAGAUGUACUCAGAAGUGUAGCUGUGGCAAUUCACAAUGAUCUAAAAACUGCAUUUGGUGAUAUAAUCAGGGAAAUCCACAAAAGGAUCAGUGAAAUGAAUAUCUAUAAUGAACUGCAAAGUCACUGGCAAGAUGCUGUGUGUUAUUAUGAUAUGCUUAUUCAUCACCUCACAACAGCAUAUCAAAAGGCAAAAGAGAAUAUUGCAAUUUUUGCAGCAAAGAAUGAUCUUACAGAUGUAGUAAACCAAAUAUACGCUUACCUCGAAGAAGGUUUUGUUGUUCCAGAGCUGAACCUAGGUUUAAUAACUGUACCUCAGUUUGAAGUCAGCAUACAGGCUAUUAGGCAAGGACAGAUUGUCAUUCCAUCAUUUACAGUACCUCUGACAAAUCUAACUACAGCAUCUUACCAUGUUAAUUUACAGAAACUAAAAACUAUUACGAUUCCUACAAAAUUUGAAGUUCCACCAAUCACCAUUCUGAAUGUAUUUACUAUCCCUUCCUUCACAAUUGACUUGGAAGCAAUUAAGAACUUCAUUCUCACAACAAUUCAUGACAUACAGAAUUUUGAAAUUCCCACAGGAGCAUUCUCUCUAACUUCAGAUCUGAAUUUUCCCAUGCAAACACUUCCAAACAUAAUGCUUCCUGCAAUAGAUUUCAGUGCAUUCACUGAGCUUGAUUUCAGGAUUCCAAAAGUGAAUGUAAACAACUUCAUGCUGGACAACAUUAAGAUUCCUGAAUUCCAGCCGCCUCGUAUACCCCACCAAGUAUCUGUUCCUGCAUUUGGAAAACUCAGUGGUAUGUUCAGUAUUUCAUCUCCUGUUUACAACUUGCACACCACUGUUAGAAUUCACAACAGCACAGUUGUUGAAAGCAAACCUGAACUUCUAGCUUGUAUCACAGCAAAAGGCAAAUCAAGUUUUGACAUCCUAUCAUUUGACUUAGAAGCUAAAGCUCAGCUAUCAGUUCUUGAGCAGAAUCUUUUGAAACUAAGUGAAAAUAUCAAGCUUGACCAUUCAACUGUCGUCAUUGACCACAAAGGAAUGCUUAAUUUCUCAGAACCAUUUGUGAACGGAAAUACAGAGACCUUACUUAAAAUUACCUCUGAACCCUACAAAGCAGAAGCAAAGAAUGUUAUAGGAAUAAGAAUAGACAGAGGACUUUCCACAAAAAUGGAGACAAAUUAUCAACAUGAUUUCAGUGUACCAAAUUUAUCAUUAUCAAGUCAAGUGUCUCUGAAUAAUAUUGUUGAAACAAUUGUUAAUGAAAAGAGUGUAACAAGCACUGUCACUACGUAUACUGGUGGAAAAUUCUCUCUUAAGAACUUCUUUGAUGAAGGAAUAUACAGAAGUGAAGGGAAAUUGAAUCUUGAUGAAACUGCUCUUAAAGUCACAUUUGUUAGUAGCACAGACUCUAAAUAUGUAAACAUGAAACAAAACUUCAAGACUGAGAUCUUCCCUUCAUUUAAUGCCAAUUUAAUGUUGUAUGCAAAUACAAGUAUUGCACAGAUUGGAGACAGUACUUUAAGUGUGGAUGGAACUGCAGAUCUAGCAUCAUUGGAAGUAAAAUUAAUGGGAAAUCAACAUUCUGACCUCCGAGGUCAUGCAGUGGGUACAGUGGAUAAUUCAUUUACCUUCACAGUAAAACCAUUUGAAGUUGUUGUGAAAGAAAGAAAUACUGUCAAUGCAAAAGUUUAUUUCCCUUUUACACUUACUGGGAAAGUAGAGUUCCUGAAUAACUAUGAACUGGCAUUAAAUCCAAAUGUACAGCGUUAUGUCUGGGAUGUAACUUCAAGGUUCAAUGAGUACAAGUACAAGCAUAAUAUUUUUGCAAGUAAUAAUGAAGAAAAUAUAAGUUUACUUCUUGCAUUGACUGGUGAUGCAAAUUUGAAUUUCCUGACCUUGCCCAUUACCAUCCCGAAAUCUCCUAUUAAAAAAUAUUCUCUUUGGGAAGAUGCUGGACUCAAAUCAUUUUUGAGAACACCACGACAAACAUUUGAUUUAAGCCUGAAGACUGAAUACAUUAAGAACAAAGAUGUUCAUGACUUUAGAAUUGACUUGACACCUGUUUCUAAGUGGUUUGGAGAUCUUUUUACAAAAUCUGAAAAUGCCUUUAAAGAGAUUAGAGACAGCAUUUUGAAACAAUCAAGAAAUGAUCGAUCACAAGUAAAUCCCAGUGCAAGUUAUCUGCCAAAAUUUCUUCGUAUACCGAGUUAUACCAUACCAGUACUGAAGGCUGAAGUCUCUCCUUACAGAGUAGAGAUUCCAAAUUUCCAUUUUGUUGCUACAAGAGAAAUUACUACUCCAGCCUUUAGAUUGCCAAUUAUUAAUUUUAACAUGCCUUCCUAUACUUUUGUUAUGCCAUCCUUUGAAUUCACAUUGGUGAACAUUCCUGACAGUCUUUACAAAUUAUCUUUUCCAACGAUCAAAAUACCUGCUAUACAAGAAUCUAUCAAGCUUCCAGCUAUGGGCAAUUUGACAUAUGAUUUCUCACUUAAAUCAAGUUUAGUAACACUUGGUGUUCAUGCUGAACUUUUCAACCAGUCAGAUAUAAUUGCUCGGUAUGGUGUCUUAUCUUCAUCUAUCUUCACUUCAAACUUCAAAGCAGAAGGAACAACAAGCCUAGCAAGAAGGCGAAGGCUGAAAUUAGCAACAACUAUUUCUGUUCACCAUGAGGCCUUUGAGGGAAAGCACAACAGCACUCUAAGUUUAUCAUGGAAGAAUAUUGAUGCUUCAAUUAAUACUAGAGCAAACAUUAAACUUUCCAAAUUAAUCUUUAAUUUCACACACGAUUUGAGUGGUAAUACAAGGUCUAAACCCAAUGUGCAAUCAAAGGUGUCUCUUGACUACAGGCUAUUAGUGCCUUCAUUUGAAACUGAUCUUGUAGGAAAAGCUCUGCACUCACUUACCUUGGGAGAUCUUGCAUCAUACUUCAACUUGGAAACUUCAACUAAUGCUCAAGUCGGAGGAAGUGUGUCUUCCAUAAACAAAUUCUUUUGCAGUUUGAACAAUGAAGCAAGUGUUUACCUCAGUUCAAAUACUAUUCGUUCCAAUGCAAAAGUUGAUCUAAGUUCUUCAGCUAAGACAGUUUCUGGUAAUAGUUUUAAUAUUGUGAUGAAUGAAAACCUUGCUUUGGAGGCAACCACAAGACGUAUUUUUGCUGUAUGGGAACAUUCUGGAAAUAAUUCAAUUACACCUAUGUACUCAUUGACAACGAAUGGUAGUCAGACCUCUAAAGCAACACUGGAAUUAGCACCCUGGAGUGUGACAGCAAAUCUAAAUGCCAAAUUUAGUCAACCCAGUUGUUGGUGGAACAGGGCAGAUGUGCAGCAGGAGGUGGCUGUAAGUAUCACACCAGAGAGCCAAGCAUUGAAAUGGAAUCAUAAUGGUCACCUCUUUUCAAUGAGCUACAGUAAUGCAGUAGAACUAUUAAACAAUAGAACGGAAAUACGUCUUGACCUGGCUGGAUCCUUGAAGGGAUAUGUAGCUUUCUUGAAAAAAAUAUGGCUUCCAGUUUAUGAUAAAAAUUUGUGGGAUGUGCUAAAAUUUAAUGUGACUGCCAGUGAGAUGGAGAAACAAUACUUUAAUGUAUCUGCAUUAAUAAUGUGCAUAAAGAGUGAAGAAGGCUUUCUUAUUCCUUUCCCGGUCCAGAGGAUAGCAAAUGGUCUAAAAGUAUAUGUCCCUGAAAUUACACUUCAUCUCCCUAAGUGGAUCAAAAAUGUACCAGAAGUGAUACUUAGCAACCUUGUUCCAACAGCUGGAGAAGGCGCAAUUCUCGAUGAAAUUACAUUUCCAACAAUCACAAUACCACUGGUUGACAUUGUUGUGCCCUCAUAUAAAUUCCACUUGUCAGAAUUAAAACUACCAAGAGUCUUCAUCACUCCUGAAUUUAACAUUCCAUAUACUACACUUCAAGUGCCAUCAUAUACCAUUAACUUCACAGAUAUUACUAUUCCAUUGAGCACAAACAUCCUUCCAUUUGAAAUUGUUUUGCCAGAUUUUCCCAUUAUAAGUUUUCCUGAUGUGAGCAUUGAUUCUAGGUAUAUUGAAUAUAACAAAAUCCCUUAUCUUGAAGUGACAAUACCAAAAUUCAGAGUCAUGAUUUCUCAGUUUACUUUAUCAAGGUUUUUUGGAACUGCUGGACAGUAUUUCAACCUAGGCACCAAUGCAAAGCUGGCAGCAGAUUCUGAACCACCAGCCCUAAUAAUCCCAGCAAAGACAAUAGAGAUUCCAUCACUGACAAUACAUCUGCCUCUAGCAGUUGUUUUCCCAGCAUUUAAGUCAUUAACUGGAAACAUCAAUGUUUUGACACCAAUAUACAACACCUCAUGGAUUGCCAGUGUGAAAUCAGAUGAAGACAAAGCAAAUAUCUUGAUGGCAACAGUGGAAGCCACAUGUAGUUCUACCAUGCAGUUUCUGGAAUACGAAUUAGAGGCAAAUACAUUGCUAAGUGAAACAGAUGAUGGCUACAAUGUGAAUGGAAAAUAUAUAUUCUCCCAUCCUGACUUAAGUAUGGAGUGGCAGGAGAAUUAUGUUAUUGAGAAUUCAAGGAUAGUUACAAAUUGUAAUGUAAGCAUCGUCAGUCCAACUUUCACAGACCUUGUCUUCAGUUGGUUUGGAGAUAAUAAUGGAAUUUCUUCAUCAGUCUCCAAUCCAUCUACAGGACUCCUCGGAAUGAGAAUUGAAGAGAGAGCGCCAGGAAUUUUGUAUGGAAAGUUAUAUUUCCAUAAAGAACCAUCUGCGGAAAUUGUUAUUUUGGAAAGUCAAGUCUCACUGGAGAAUACGGAAAAUCUUCAACUGACCUUCAAAUGGAAAGAUUUUGUAACCACAGAUUUCGUAGAAGGCAUAAAGAAGAGCAUACCCAAGAUGAUUGGAGCUGUCUACGACUGUGCAAACAAGUAUCACAGUCAACAUCUUGGAAUUCAGAUAAACGCCGUUCUUCCAAAAGUAAAGGAGUUACUGAAGCAGAAUGUCAAUGAAGCCUACACAAAAACAGUCAAUGCCAUCAAAGAAACUGAUGAUCAUUUGCAGUCUGCAGUUGAUGGUAUUGAAAAAGAGUAUCAAAACAUGAAAGGGAAAGCAAAGAAAUUAUACAAGAGAGCAGCAUUAAAAAUAGCAAACGAAGAUUAUCACAAAAUGAUUACCACAUUGUUGGAUGCCAUUUCCAAUUUGACACGAGAGUAUCAACGUAAAAUUAUGGAAUCAAUCGAGGCAGUAUAUCAUUUUCUAAAACAAAACAAAUUUAACGUUCCUGGAAGUCAUGAACUUUAUAAAGCUGAAGAUCUAUAUAAGCUCUUCAUAAAUGAGGCACCAGUGAUGAUUCAAAGACUUGUUCAGGGUCUGGAACAAUAUCUCAUAAAUGCAGUUAAUUACCUUGGGGAGGUGGAGCUAAAAAUACCUGGCACUAACACAGUCAUUGAUAACGCAGAAAUAAUUCGCCAGUUCAGAGUGUUUCUCCAGAAAGUUCAAACAAAGCUGCUUGAAGCUUUAGAAGGAAUGAAAAAAUUUAGUUUUGAAGAGAAUCUUUAUUCCCUAAAAGAAAAUAUGCACAGUUUUGGUGAAAAAAUUGUUUCAAAAUACAAAGAUACAGUUAAUAUUAAUUUUGAAGCUGUGAAAUCUAAAAUUCACCAGUGGUACAAUGAUGGUAUGAAUUCAGUGUAUGCAGAACAGUUGAAUGAGUAUUCAGUUAAUUUGAAACAAUAUCUUCUAAAACUGAUUCAAAUGUGCCAAGAUGCGUUGCGAGAGGCUAUUGCAAAUAUUCCGACAGGAAGCAGAAAUUUUAAAUCAAUUUACCAAGAAUAUUUUGGUAAUUUCUUGCCUAGAUGGGCAGACAGGCUUGAAGAAAUUAAUAACAUGUUAGUUCAAAAGUUGACAGAAGUUGCAGAUUAUGUAGAAGCAUGUCCAAAAUUAAUCGAGGAAAAUGUUAUUAUUCUGAAGAAAGAAGCAAAUAAUUCCAUUAAUACUUUUAAUGAAUAUUAUAAAAUCAUGCAGUCAGAGUUUCAAGAAGAUGGGCAAAUAGUUGCUGGAUAUAUUAAGAGAGUUAAAGGAAAUUUAAAGGCAGCAUUUGCAGACACAAAAAAGCAGGCUAAUGUCUAUAAACGGACAAUUAAGAGCAGAAUAGAUAGAGUUUUUAUCAACCUUGAUGCAUUCUAUGAAUCAUUAAUUGUUAAUGCACAGAGAGCAGUUGAUUCGUUUAUUGAAACCUGCAGCAAGUUUGCUCAAGAACUCUUUAAGUUCGUAGAUUUAAUAUCCAAAGAAAUAUUCGCUGGAAUGACUGUGAAAAAGCAACCUGGAGAGCUUAUAAUCAAUGUUCCUCGGCAUCUUAAAUAGAAAUCAUUUGAUGAGAUUCCCCACAUGAGUAAAGGAACAAUGAAUCAACUAAACACAACUUUUAUUAAGGGACGGCACAUGCUACAAAAAGAUACUGUUCGAGCAUGGAAACUAAUUAUGGAGGAGUAUCAGAAAAAUAAAAUGCUGCUGGAAGAAAGAAAAACAAAGAAGAGUAAACCAAAAUUUUAAAAUGCAUCUGAAUAUUUAAAGUUAUUAUAAACAAAAUCAUUUAACAUGUAAAAUGUACCAUUCUUGUGAAUGAAAAGCAAGGAAUCAUUUAUUAUUUCAGUUUUCAAAUGAGAAUAAAUGCAAAAUUCUUAAAUAA